Messenger RNA from Mya arenaria, 2857 nucleotides. Its product is annotated as amidophosphoribosyltransferase-like. Gene Ontology annotation, molecular function: amidophosphoribosyltransferase activity. The record is from RefSeq and is a predicted model, not a curated record. Lineage: Eukaryota; Metazoa; Mollusca; Bivalvia; Myida; Myidae. Gene Ontology annotation, biological process: purine nucleotide biosynthetic process; purine nucleobase biosynthetic process.
ACCAAACGUAAACAAACUCAUGCCGGUUUGUCGAAUGUGAUAAACAGUCAUCAUGGCAGAAAGUGCCCCUGCUGAACAUUCUGGCAGUUCCAACAUGACCCAUAUUGCACCACUGGAGGAUUCUGGGAUGCGGGAUGCAUGUGGGGUUUUCGGGUGUGUGGCCGCCAACUCUUGGCCGACACAACUAGACAUACCACAAAUUAUCUCCCUUGGGCUUGUUGGGCUACAACACAGGGGCCAAGAAAGUGGAGGGAUGGUGACAUCUAUGGGCACGGAGGGAGCAAGAUACAAGCAGAAGAAAGCUUCUGGUUACAUCAAUGCCAUUUUCAGUGAUGACGAUAUGAUCAAACUGAAAGGCAACCUCGGAAUAGGUCACACCCGCUACUCCACAGUUGGAGGUUCUGAUGUCACAAACAUACAACCGUUUGUCGUGGAGACGUUACACGGGCUGAUAGCAGUGGCGCACAACGGAGAACUGGUCAACUCUGCCUCUCUGAAACAUAAGCUGUUGAAGCAUGGCGUGGGGUUGUCGACAGGAAGUGACACUGAACUGAUCAUCCAGCUUCUUACCCACAUGCCAGACUGCGGGGAACCAAAUGGAGCCAACUGGGUCGGCAGGAUUCGUAAGAUGAUGAAGCAAACGCCCACCUCCUACUCCCUGGUGAUCAUGCAUAAUGACAAAAUUUAUGCCGUACGAGAUCCCUACGGCAACAGACCCCUCUGUAUCGGCAAACUGCUCACAGCUGCAAGCUUCUCAGGAGGGAGUAUGUUACAGAAUGGUGAGGACUCCUGUGAUGGUUAUGUUGUCUCUUCGGAAUCCUGCUCCUUUGGCGCCAUUGGAGCAAAACUGUACAGGGAGGUUCUGCCUGGAGAGAUUGUGGAACUGAGCAAAGAUGGCAUCAAGUCUCAGAGUAUUGUGGCCAGACCGGAGGCCAAACUGCCCGCAUUCUGUAUAUUUGAGUAUGUCUACUUUGCCAGACCAGACUCAAUAUUCGAAGGUCAGAUGGUUUAUGAGGUGCGACGAAGGUGUGGACGCCAGCUGGCCUUGGAAUCCCCGGCCCAGGUUGACCUUGUCAGCACAGUACCAGAGUCAGCCACCCCUGCGGCUAUUGCAUAUGCUGAUGCUCUGGGUAUACCAUAUGGUGAAGUUCUGUGCAAGAAUCGUUAUGUUGGUCGCACAUUUAUCCAACCCAGCAUGAGGCUGCGUAAACUUGGGGUCGCCAAAAAGUUUGGGCUGCUGACUGGAAACUUCCAGAACAAGCGUGUUGUCCUGGUGGAUGAUUCCAUUGUCAGGGGAAACACCAUGAAACCAGUCAUACAGAUGCUUAAGAAUGCAGGGGCGAAAGAGGUUCAUGUGCGUGUGGCUUCCCCUGUCAAACACCCGUGCUAUAUGGGUAUCAACAUUCCCACCAAGGAAGAGCUGGUUGCCAAUAGGGUCAAAAUGGACAAGAUCGCCAACCACUUUGGUGCGGACUCACUCAAGUACCUGUCAGUUGAAGGACUGGUCAAGGCAACACAGGAGGGAAUAACACGGACAGACAAUCAGCCAGUUGGUCAUUGUGUGGCCUGCUUGACGGGGACAUACCCGGUCAAACUAGACUGGUAGAAUACUUGCGCAGCUUAAAGAUAUUGAAACUCGGACUUAGCCAAAACAUUAACAACAGUAAUGUUAUUGGAGUGUAAGUCUAAUGUGACAUUAAAGAUAGUGCAAUGGAGGAAGAUUAAUACCUUUAGAGGGUAUGUUGGUGGAGAAUUAGAAUGUCUGACCCUAUGCCAUAGGGCCUAUGGCAUUUGUAGAGCCGGUUUUUAAUAUUUCCAAAAUAUUGACUACUAGUAAAACGCAUGCUGAAGGGUUGUUGUUGUUGUUUUCUGAUCUGAUCAGCAUUCACAAGUUUAAAACUUGGAAUCUGUUGUUGUAAUAUGUGCGCCAAGAGACAAUCCUUUCGAUGUGUUCAUUAUAUUUCUUUAUAAGAUAUUGAAAUCAAUGAAAUCAAGCAUGAAUGUGUAAUAUAUUUUGAAAUACCUAUUUUUCCACAUAUUAAUGUGUUACUGUGUGAUAUUUAAGACAAAUCUCAUCAUGUGCCAUGUAACUUUGUAGAUACAUAGAUAUGAAAUAUCUGGCCAGUUCUUUCAACAUGUAAUCGUGUACAUACAAAGUUUGUUAGUAAUUGUUCUUGUUAAUUAUUACAGAUAUUAUUUUAUAUUACAAUGUAAAGUUUGUUUGCAUUCUCCACUCAAGUCUGAAUUGACAACAUGUAGCAUCUCCAUAAUGCACGACAGUCAUUUAUUAAGAACUGAUCAAUACAUUCAUUGCAAUUCAUUAAGUGAAUAGGAGUACUGUAUGUAGGUUUGCAUGUGUCAUAACCAGAAAAUUUAAGAACCAGGUUCCUAAUCAUCACCUGCAAGUACCUAUAUACAGUCAAAACCCGUUAACUUCAUAUCCUAGGGACCAGCAUAAAUAUGGAGAGAUUCACAAAUAUUGUUUGAAGCCGGAAUGCUUUCAAAGAGUAAAACAGAAUUUGUCCUUAACAUUCAGUUUGAGCCAAGCCAGUUGAAGCCAACGGGGUUCGUCUGUACACAUUUUACACAGCAGAAUAAGCACAACAUUGCAUAGAACAUACACAUUUCCCUAUUUAAAAGAACUCAAAAGUAACCUAGCUUAUUUCAAAACAAGUACAGUGGGGAUUUAUUUUUAUCAUUUGUCAAAGGGGGGAACAUCAUAUAUAUGUUAGCACAUGGGGAGAUGCAUCCCUUUCAUCAACAUCGACAAGUAGAAGGCAGCGAUAAUGAUACUCAAUGAUAAAAUGAUCUCAUGAAUAAUUUUGGAUGAAUAUGUUAUUUUUUUUAAAAAUAAACA